AUUUUCCCUGUCACAAAGCGAAAGAAACCUAUACACAUAUAUAGAUACACAUGAAUAUACACACAUACACAUAUAUAAUCAUUAUCUUUAUCAUCAAACCCUCAAUUUCGGUCUCCCAAGCGAUCUCCUAAAAUUAAGAAAUUAGGGUUUUUUUAAUCUCAGAUCUGUUCGCAUUUUCCCAAUUUUCAGUCACAAGGGCUACGUUUACAUUAAAGCAAUCGGUGAUUGAAAGUUGUUGGAAUUGAUUGAUACGAUCAAAUUGAAUUGGGGUGGGCCUGUGUCUUCAAUUUGAUGUGUUGCUUUGAUUUCGAUUUCUCCCCUUCUUGUAUUUGUGGAAGAAUUAGAUCUUGAAAUUGGCUCCGCAAAAAAGAUCUAUGCGCCACAUGGGUGGCCAGAUGCAGCAGAGCAAUGCGGCGACUGCCACUGCUCUGUACGAGAACCCGGGACCCACGGUAUCUGGUGGAGAUGCUGGGGACGCCGUGAUGGCGCGGUGGCUCCAGUCGGCAGGGUUGCAGCAUCUGGCCUCUCCAGUGGCAUCCAACACCGUUGAUCAUCGCCUGCUACCUAACCUCCUCAUGCAGGGUUAUGGAGCACAAUCUGCUGAAGAGAAACAGAGGCUUUUCAAACUAAUGAGGAAUCUUAAUUUUAGUGGGGAAUCUGGUUCUGAGCCUUACACUCCAACUGCCCAAAAUUCGGGUGCAUUUGCUGCAUCAGAUGGCAUUUAUUCUCCCGAGUUUAGAGGGGAUUUUGGAGCUGGGCUUCUUGAUCUACAUUCUAUGGAUGAUACUGAGCUUUUAUCUGACCAUGUUAUCUCAGAGCCAUUUGAGACAUCUCCUUUUAUGCCUGCUGUAUCCAAUGCAAUUGAGAGUGACUUUGACAUGAUGGCCAACAGGCUCCAGAAAGUGCAGACAGAUGUGGAUGCUCCUGUUGUAUUUUAUACAAAUGAAAAAGAAAGCAGUACAAGGGAAAACAACGUGGCUAAGAUUAAAGUUGUGGUGCGCAAAAGACCUCUUAAUAAAAAGGAAAUUGCCCGUAAGGAGGACGAUAUUGUCACCGUAUGUGAUGAUUCUUCUUUAACUGUGCAUGAACCCAAGUUAAAGGUGGAUCUGACCGCCUAUAUAGAGAAACACGAGUUCUGCUUUGAUGCCGUUCUGGAUGAGAAUGUAGCAAAUGAUGAGGUAUACCGCGUAACGGUGGAGCCAAUUAUCCCUACCAUAUUUCAGCGUACAAAAGCAACAUGUUUUGCAUAUGGUCAGACAGGGAGCGGUAAGACUUACACUAUGAAGCCACUACCUCUUAGAGCUGCUGAAGAUCUUGUUAGAUUGUUGCACCAGCCAGUUUAUCGUGGUCAAAGAUUCAAGCUAUGGCUUAGCUUUUUUGAAAUAUAUGGUGGAAAGCUCUUUGAUCUUCUAAGUGAUAGAAAGAAACUUUGUAUGAGAGAAGAUGGGAGGCAACAGGUUUGCAUUGUUGGACUACAAGAAUUUGAAGUAUCAGAUGUGCAGCUCGUGAUGGAUUAUAUUGAGAGGGGAAAUGCCUCUAGAAGUACAGGUUCGACUGGUGCUAAUGAGGAGUCAUCGAGGUCACAUGCAAUAUUGCAACUGGUUGUGAAGAAGCACAAUGAGGUGAAAGACUCUAGGCGGAAUAAUGAUGGAAAUGAGUCCAAGGGUGGGAAGGUUGUUGGGAAGAUCUCCUUCAUUGAUCUUGCUGGUAGUGAGAGAGGUGCUGAUACAACUGAUAAUGACCGACAAACACGGAUUGAAGGAGCAGAAAUCAACAAGAGCCUUUUGGCUUUGAAGGAGUGUAUUCGUGCUCUUGACAAUGAUCAGAUCCACAUUCCAUUCCGUGGGAGCAAACUCACUGAGGUGCUUCGUGACUCCUUUGUUGGCAACUCAAGAACCGUUAUGAUCUCUUGCAUUUCUCCUAACGCUGGUUCCUGUGAGCAUACCCUUAAUACAUUGAGAUAUGCUGAUAGGGUUAAAAGUCUUUCCAAAAAUGGAAACCCAAAGAAGGAUCAAGCUAGUUCAUCACCGUCUAUUAUCAAGGAAUCUUCAUCAGCACCAUCUCCAUCUUUUGGUGCUGAUACAGAGGAUGUUUAUGAGAAAGGUCAAGAGUCUAAAGCAGUGGAUACAAAUAGAAGGGAUCUAAGGAAGGAAACUUAUAAUGUUUCUACUGAUUAUGACAAACCACCCUCAAGCUUUUCUUCUAACACUGCCUUUAAUGCUCAUGAGGAAACUGGCGUGACUUCUUCUGCUUUGGAGAAGGAGCGGUUUGAUGUGAGAAGUUCUGUGAUUUCUACUGGUCAGAAGACAUACUCGACAUUAUAUUCACAGAAUUCUGCUGAUACGGAAGAAAAGGUUCAGAAAGUGUCUCCACCUCGGCGGAAAGUUUACAGGGAUGAAAAGCUGGGAAUUGGUUCUAAAAGAGAUGCUGCUAAUUCUGAUUUGCCAACAACCACAAGUUAUAAACAGCAAAUCACAAACAAUUCUAACGCAGCUAGUAUUGGCUCAUUUCCUGGUUUAAAAAGAGAUGGUGCUAGUUCUGAUUUGCAAACCACAAGUCAUAAACAGCAAAUCUCGAAUAAUCCUAAUGCAGUCAGUAGUGGCUCCAAACAGUCAGAACUCGAGCCUCCUGAUGAAAGCAUAAAUGAGAUACUCGAGGAAGAAGAGGCCCUGAUUGCAGCCCAUAGAAAAGAAAUUCAAGAUACAAUGGAGAUAGUUCGUGAAGAAAUGGAACUGUUAGCGAAAGUUGAUCAACCGGGAAGCCAUAUUGACAAUUAUGUCACCCAAUUGAGCUUUGUGCUCUCACGCAAAGCAGCAAGUCUGGUCGGCCUUCAAGCUCGCCUGGCAAGGUUCCAGCAUCGGCUGAAAGAACAGGAAAUUCUGAGUCGAAAGAGGGUACCUCGUUAAGGCAAUAUUUAAAUGCCAGUUGUGCCACAAUUCUAACUCCUGCCGUGUACUUUGCUUGUUACUUUGGUUUUUUAAUCACAUACAGCUUAAUUUUACUGGCAAUACAUGUAUACAAGUCGCCUGGCAAAGUUUGUAUUUGUUCUGCAGAAGGAAAAAAGUAAUAGAUCUGGUGGAAAAUAUAUUCCGAACUGGCACAACUUGUACCAUGCUGCAUUCGCGAAGAAGAAAACUAUGUCUUGGAUGAGGAUUCAAGCCUGGACUUUGGAGAUUUACGCCCAUCUUGCAUUGGGUAGUUGUUUGUUAAAUGAUGCAAGGAUUCAUGUUUGUUGGUGAAAGUGUAUUAUGAAAAAUAUUUCGACUGAAUUGAAUCUUGAUUUGUUCUUAUGGAGCGUUGUUGGUAGGUUCGGUAGGAUUCUAGCUGUUGGCUGCCUGAAUGAUUUGAAGAGGCUUUUACUUUUAUAGCAAAAUGAAAACAUAAUAAUUUCACUGGUUUAUCAUUGAUGUACUAUAAAACCUUUGCAUUUCUUCAAUUUCUA
Messenger RNA from Olea europaea var. sylvestris, 3442 nucleotides. RefSeq names its product kinesin-like protein KIN-13A. Lineage: Eukaryota; Viridiplantae; Streptophyta; Magnoliopsida; Lamiales; Oleaceae. The transcript has 14 exons. The record is from RefSeq and is a predicted model, not a curated record. Gene Ontology annotation, molecular function: ATP binding; microtubule binding; microtubule motor activity. The coding region runs from base 375 to 2906 and encodes 843 amino acids. Gene Ontology annotation, biological process: microtubule-based movement.